This is a messenger RNA of Halteromyces radiatus, 681 nucleotides long. RefSeq names its product COPI associated protein-domain-containing protein. The record is from RefSeq and is a predicted model, not a curated record. Bases 13 to 609 code for a protein of 198 amino acids. Gene Ontology annotation, cellular component: Golgi membrane. NCBI's taxonomy places the organism in Eukaryota, Fungi, Mucoromycota, Mucoromycetes, Mucorales, Cunninghamellaceae. Gene Ontology annotation, biological process: vesicle-mediated transport. The transcript has 3 exons.
AAUAUCAAUACAAUGGCUGUAAAAGCCGUCAUUAUAGUUCGGAUUUUAAAUCUACUUGCAGCAACGUUUAUGAUUGUUGGAGCAGUUGCAUUCAUUUUACAAGGAGGAUUUCCAAGUUUUAUUUUGGCCGUUUAUUGUAUAAUUUUUGGUAUGAUGAUAGUGAUGUUUGAAUUCAAGUUACGAGAUAAAAUUGCAAAAGCUGCUCCUUUUAUGCUACACUUUCUUGGUCGUGCUAUGUUUUAUAUCUUUAUUGGUUGUAUCAUCUUGAAUUAUAAUCCUUUAUCUUUAGCUUGUGGUAUCAUUGUCAUCCUUAUUGGAGUAGCUUUUGCUAUUUGUCACUUUAUUCCUCAAAUGGAACUUCCAAAUAAUAUGCAAUUAUCCACUGAUCACGAAUCGAUUCAACAACAACAACAACAACAACAACAAUAUCCAUACACUGCUUCACCUCAACAAUAUAAUAACUCUAUUGGUCAUUCUCCUUUUAUCAGCAACAUGUCACCUUCUUAUUCACAAAGCGUUGCCCAUCCAAGUCCUACCAUUCCUCCACCACAAGAAUCCAUGCCUUAUCCACAAAAAACCUACAUUUCCAAUGAAUCUCAUAUAGUAUAGCGUUUGUAUAUUUCCUUUUUAUUUUGCUCUAUCAUAUACAAUAAAAAUAAAAAAAAAUAAAUGUAUCUUAAC